CCCAUCGACUGCCCCCCCCCCCUCAAAGGCCCCAACGCGAUGCUUCCUCUGCCGAGACAACCUGUCUGCCCCUUCCUCUAGGGCCAGGCUGACAGGCUGAGUGAGGAAUGAGAUCCCAAGAGACAUGGACGGGUCUCUUUCCGUAGCGGCCUCUUGGCAGCGCCCGCCCUGUCACCCAUCCACUUCUUGGCUUCGCGGCCCUUGACUGCUGCUCUGGUUGCUGGCAUUAUAAGGGAAAUGCCAGCCGCGCUCGCAGGAUGUGACUGCCCGGCAGGAUUGCGCGGUCAGUUAUUCGAUUCCUUUCCUCCGACCAUCUCACCGCCGCCUCCCCUUGCUUUGAGUGUGCUCUGUCCUCGGUAUAAACGAUAUCACGACUUUCUCGCCGCCCGACCUUCGAAAACACAAUACCCUCGAGAGCACACUCUCGAUCGGCCCUUGGCGGGGUUACCACACUGGACGGAGGAGAAUGCUGUUUCCCGCCAACUGCCGCUGCUGCCGCCAUCACCAAUACCACCAUCAUCACCACCACUACCAGUCGGAGCAUUGGUUUCGCGCGUCGCGCCCUUCUUUCAUACCCCUCGUGCACUAGGCUCUAGUCGCCCAUGCUCCGCAUCCAGAGGCUGGCUGCCUCGGUUGGGACCUCGCCCUUCCUCGUCCGGACUGUGCCGCGGCUUUCCCUCGUGAUACUGCUUCUCUCUGUCGUCUAUCAGUACUUGGUUUUCGGUCAACAUGACCCCUACAAUUGCAACGCGCUGCUCUCCAGCGGCACAUGGCGCUCGAGGACCGGCUCCAGCUUGCCCCGGGAUGCCUUUGCGAAGUGGGAGCCUGACGGCUGUAGGAUGCGCGAAAUGUCCCGAGAUGACAUCUCGAGCUGCUUCAAAGAUCGCCAUCUGGUCAUCGUGGGCGACUCGACCAUGCGCCAGAUCUACUUCGCCGCCAUGACGCGUCUGGAUCAUUACGUUGCCGAGAAGGCCAUCCUUGACUUUGCCGUCUCCGUCGACAAGCACCAGAAUCUGUCGAGGGACGUCGAGGGCGUCAAACUCGACUUUAUAUGGGACCCAUGGCUCAACUCCACUAGCCUCUUGACCCAAUUAGCUCGAUUCCGGGACCGGCCUGGUUCCGCCGAUUAUGAGAGACUUCUCCGACAGGAGGGGAGAGAUUCGCCCGCGCUCAUCGUUGUGGGCACUCCGGGCCUGUGGGCGGCCCGCCAGGGCGGCGAUCGGUACUUGGAGCUCUUCAGAGAAGGCAUCAACGUCCUCAUGCCGUACCUGCACAAGAGUAUAGACGAGUCGGUGGCCCUGCCCAGCGCCAAGUCGCAGUCGCCCUUCGACGAGAUGUCCAACCAUGUGCUUGUCGCACCCGUGCCCAUUCCGGCCUACGAUAUGCUCACCUCGUCGCGCGCGCGUUCCAUCACGCCAAAGAGGAUCGAUGCGAUGAAUUGGAACCUGGAGCACUUGGAACAGUCUGAGCAAUCGCACAUCGUGUGGGCCUACCACGCCAUGACUGAGGGUCACGACAACGCCAUGCUCGAGGACGGUAUCCAUGCUGUUGACGUCGUUGCCGAAAGGAAGCUCGACGUCAUCAUCAAUGCUCAUUGCAAUGCCGGUCUGGUCAGGCGAGGAUACGCAAACCAAAUCACCUGCUGUACGCCCUAUCCGUCUCUCGGGCGAGUACAGCUUCUGCUUCUUGGUCUCAACAUACUGACUUUGCCUGUUCUGGUCCUGAGUCGGCAACAGGAUGCGUUUCCCUCUCCUCGGACGCAACGCGUCAUGGAUACCCUCAUGGCGGUGGCCACUCUGCUUGUUGUCGCAGUCUACUGCCUUCUUGCCGACCGAACUCACGUCCUCGCGAAACAGGAUAAGCACUUUGAUGUCCCCGACUUCGCCUUACCCCUGGUCGGUCUUGCGGUACUUGCAGCGCUGUCUCUCCGUUCCAGGGUACCCACCACCCAGUCGCAGACGAGAAUCCCCACAACGACGUCGUUCUUGUCUCGUGAGCAGACGGAUGAGUGGAAAGGCUGGAUGCUGGUUUUCAUUCUGAUGUACAACUAUCACGCAGCAUUGGAGUCGUCGGCGAUGUUCAAAGCGCACAAGUUCCUCGUCGCGACUUUCAUCUUCCUGUUCACCUACAGCCACACGAUGUAUAUCCUUCGGACGGAGGAUUACUCGUUUCGUAGGGUUGCAUAUGUGCUGCUUCGGCUCAACCUGCUCACCUGCCUCCUGGUCUUCACGAUGUCCAGUGAAUGGGUCAUAUAUACCGCGCCGCUGGUCACCUUCUGGUUCGGUGUCACAUACACGUCUUUAGCGUGCUUCAAAAAGGCCAAUAGCAACCCUCUGGGUUUCUUCCUGAAAAUCGUGGCUUUUGCUGCUUGCACUACCUAUCUGGUGCGAAGCACGCGCGCCCCUGAGCGGCUUGCGUCGAUGCUCAAGUCAGCCUGUGGUAUCUACUGGGACCUGAACAAUCUUCGCGCGUACUUUGGACAGGAUCGCUUUAUCCCGUACUUUGGUAUACUCACGGCCGCAGCCACGCACCGAGUCUCGGUGCUACGGCGUCGCCAACACGGCAUCAACGCCCAGGCGUUGUUCGAAAGGAUCAACAAUGCGUUGGACCGGGUACUAAUGGAAAUCGCGCACCCCGAACGAGACGCGAUACCGGUGAAGCCGAUAAUGAUACUCUUCUCCUUCGCCUACCUCGUUGUUUUCAUCAUACUCACCUUCGUCUCCGAGGUCUACCACAACAACGAUUCCUACACUAUUUACCACCCAUACACUAGCCCGUGGUUUGUGCUGUCAGCUAUCGUCGCAAGGAACUCUUUCCGAAGGCUGCGCGAGCUUCACAUUCCGCUUGCGGCAGCCCUCGGACAGAUUUCUCUAGAAGCUUACGUUCUGCACCACCACAUCUGGCUUGCAAGUGAUGGGGCCGGAGUCUUGAGGAUUGGAAGCCAAAGCCACGUUCCUAGGGCAACGGAGGUGAUGAUCAUCACCGCCAUCUUCAUCUGGGCUUCUGCCAAGUGCCAAAGUGCCACCCUGAACAUCGUCUUCGGGCUGACCGGCACGCAGAGAAGGGAGCAGAUGGAAGACGUCUCGCUGGAUAGCGCUUUGCCAGUCAAGGAUGAUAAGAGGAGUCCUGUUCCGUGGCAAAAUGCAGAAGCAGCAGCGGCGGCGGAACAGGUGAUAGGGGAGGGCAAGACGGACAGCUCAUCUGUCUCACCCAGCGCCUUGCGGCUGAGGAUCGUGGGCCUGUUGGCCAUGAUGUGGCUCGGGAACAUGAUUUACGGCGUUUGAUGGCAGUUACAUGACUCCGCGGUCGGGACGGGAGACUUAUCUCCAACCGACACCCCGCAUAACAGAAGAAUACUUAGUAGUAAUGAUUACACGAGGCAACACCGCAGAGUUGCAGAUGACACAGUUUUACGGGGUUGUUUGCAUUAACGGGCCUGCGUUGCCAAACAGGGACAGGGAUGGGGCCCUCACGACUGUGUUUCGAGUCUGCUCCAUCCAUCUAAUAUUGCUCGCCAGACUCCAGCUAGCCUGGUCGUGUAAAACAAGCUUCGACAUGCCUAUUAGGCCAAGUGUCUUCGGGUCUAGCGGAACGUUUUUCAUGCUUUAGCCUCGAGCGAGCUUGGCGUGGGUGUGUCGGCUCGAGCCUAACUCAAAAUGUCACUUAAUUUUUCUGAAUUUGAC
Molecule: messenger RNA, 3683 nt
Organism: Colletotrichum destructivum
Lineage: Eukaryota; Fungi; Ascomycota; Sordariomycetes; Glomerellales; Glomerellaceae
Product: Putative cas1p 10 TM acyl transferase domain-containing protein
Exons: 2
Coding region: 603-3284 (893 amino acids)
Source: RefSeq, a predicted model, not a curated record